Misgurnus anguillicaudatus (oriental weatherfish) is the source of this 3154-nucleotide messenger RNA. It is a transcript of the gene sgcb, whose product is annotated as sarcoglycan, beta (dystrophin-associated glycoprotein). The record is from RefSeq and is a predicted model, not a curated record. Gene Ontology annotation, biological process: muscle organ development. Gene Ontology annotation, cellular component: sarcoglycan complex; sarcolemma. NCBI's taxonomy places the organism in Eukaryota, Metazoa, Chordata, Actinopteri, Cypriniformes, Cobitidae.
AACACUGACCUAGAUUAUGUAAAGCAUUUCAUUUUCAAGAUAUUUUUGUUUAGGGUUAGUUGAAUAAUCCAUAUGAAAUUAUUAAGAUCUUCUUUAUAUGUUAUUUGAAUAACGGUAUUUGUCGCAGUGGUUUGCUCCUCAGGCUGCGCAAGGCUGUCAUAGCCAGUACAGUUAUCUGGGAGAGGGAGGGACAACAUGGCGUCCGAACAGGAAAUCUCAAACACGCCGCUGAAGAAGUCCAUGAGGGAGAAAGCUAUUGAGCGCAGGACAGCAAAUAAAGAACACAACAGUAAUUUUAAGGCUGGAUAUGUUCCUAUUGAAGAGGAGAGGCUCCAUAAGACCGGACUGAGGGGUCGCAAAGGCAUCAUUGCCAUCGCCAUCAUCAUUCUACUUUUUCUGCUUGCGCUUAUCAACCUCAUUAUAACUCUUGUGAUAUGGACGGUGAUACGGAUAGGUCCUGGAGGUUGUCAAAGUAUGGAGUUUCACGAGAGCGGACUGCUACGCUUCAAACAGAAGGCCGAUAUGGGCGUGGUCCAUCCACUGCACAAGAGCACAGUGGGCGGUAGGAAAGACCAGAACCUUGUCAUCACAGGCAACAAUAACCCGGUGGUUUUCCAGCAGGGCAACACUAAGUUAAGCGUGGAGGAAGACAAGACGUCUAUCGUCAGUGACUUGGGCAUCUCAUUCACUGACCCCCGCACUCAGACCACUUUCUUUAGCACUGAUUUUGACAACCAUGAGUUCCACUUGCCCAAAGAGGUCAAAGUUCUCAAUGUGAAGAAAGCCUCUACUGAGAGAAUCACCAGUAAUGCGUCCUCUGACCUCACUAUCAAAGGAGAUGGUAAAGCCAUUAUUCGUGGCAAUGAGGGUGUGUACAUCAUGGGCAAAACUGUGGAGUUUAACAUGGGUGGGGACAUUGAGCUGAAAGCGGAAAACAGCAUCAUUCUGAAUGGAUCGGUGAUGUUUAGUCCAUCACAUAUACCCAACUCGUCUCUAGACGGAAAAUUGUAUUUCAGUGAUGUGGAGAGGUAUAAACUGUGCAUGUGUGCAGACGGGACCCUGUUCAGAGUGCAGGUCAAAUACUCCAACAUGGGCUGCCAAACCUCCGACAACCCCUGUGGAGCAGCACACUAAUGAGAGAAGAUUACUAAUGGAAAACAAACACAUCUCAUCAUCAUGUCAGUUAACCACGAAAAAUAAACUGCCAAAGAUACAGAGAUGAUAACUUUGUGUUAUUACAAACAACCAAGAAAAAAUCGGUCUAACCCUUUACAAGAACACACCCUUCUGCACACCCACACACUUUAUUGGAGGUUUCAGACACACAUACUGCACACCUCUAUGAUGAUAAUUACUCUCUUAUAAUCAGAUAAACUCAGCCAACCCACAAUUUUAUGUAAUUGGCCGAGAGUUCCCUGUGCAUUAUCAUUGGCUCAUAUCAGUGUGUAUAGCCAUUAAGCUGCCAACUUUCAGCCUUCACUGCAUGUGCUUAUAGUGGAAUAUUUAAAUCCAUUGUUUUUUUAUUAUUACAUACUUCUACUAUCCCCACCUGUUAGCAAAUAACCACAUAAUGUAGCUUAUCCAAUGGUUUGCCAUUUUCCUACACUACACUGGAAUAUUCAAACAUAAUUUUGCAUAAACGGUUCACUAUACAAAGGCAGACCAAACUAGAUCUUGCGCUACCUCUGCCUGUACUGAUCUAUGCGUUAUUAGCAGUGCGAUUGCUACCAGUUUUGUGUUUCGGUUAACAUAACAGGGCUCCAGACUGCCACCAAAUGCCACCAAAAAUUUUACAUCCAGUUGCACAUGUGCGACCAGUAAAUUUGACCUUUUUUGUGAUGUGACACUGAAUUUGAAACAGCACAUUGUACUUUCUGCAUCUAUCAUCAAAUUAUUUAUUAGUAAUACAGUGGAAAUUUGUAGAAAUGUGGUUAUUUGGUUAGCAUGUUGUAUUUACAGUGUGUGCCCCUAAACUUUUCAGUUGGGGGCCACUGUGCUCCUAAUGAAAAAAGUUAGUCUGGAGCCCUGCAUAAUGACGUUAAUGGCGGGUCUAAAAAUGUGGCUUUAGAAGACGUUUGUUGGGGAUUUUAAAUAGUCAAUAUAACACAACGGCUCGGAUGUCAUUAAGAGUUUUUCAGGGUUAUGUUUUUAUAUGUUUACUUUGAUUUGAGCCUUUUGGCUUUAAAAUUACAAGCUACAUUUUAUUUGAAGAUCAUUGUGAGCCUGAUCCUGAAAUAACUUCAUAAAUGAAUAGAUAUAGCAAUGCAUUAACAUCUGGCACAUAAUUUUAAUUGUUUGCUUUUUGGUGCCCCGCUACUUUGAUUUUCUUAAAGUGCCAUGGACUAAUGAGAAAUGUGUAAUCUGUUUAAUAUGUUCAGAAGUGUGUGCCAAUGCAUUAUCUUUUGAUAAGAUAAAUACAGGAAACUAUAUGUUUGAGUUGUUAGAGUGAGAUAAUUGUGCAAUAUAUAACCUUAACGUCUUUGGCUUUGUUCAUCUGGGUACAUGUGUGGUAUUUAUUUUAUGUUUUGUUGUUUCUCAGCUGUUAAAAGUGUUAAAAUAAUGUUCACACUGCAAAAAUUACUUUCUUCGUAUUUUUGUCUUGUUUUCUAAAAACUCUUAAAUUAAGAUGUAUUUUCUUGAUGAGCAAAAUAAUCUAGCAAAAUAAGACUAGUUUUUAAACAAAAAAUAUAAAAUUUAAAGUAUAUUAGUGCUUAAAACAAGCAAAAAAAUCUGCCAAUGGAAUAAGAAAAAGUUAACUUUUUUCAUAAACACUUAAUUAAAGAAAAUGUUUCUUAUUCCAUUGGCAGAUUUUUUUUUUUUCUGGUUUUAAGCACAAAACUAAACUUGUGCAUUUUGCUCAUCGAGAAAAUACAUCUUAAUUUAAGAAUUUUUAGAUUCAUUUUUUAGAUUUUUACUGAAAACAAAAGACAAAAGACAAAAAUACUAACAAAGUCAUUUUUUGCAGUGUUACCUUCACAAAAGAUCAUCUGUGCUUACUGUCAGAGAUAUUUUCUUUUCAACCCUGCAGUGGAUUUAUCUAUUUAUCUCUUGAAUUGUGGCAUUGAAUGACUGACGAUCUAAUCAAACACUUUGUAUUGUUUAAAGGGUUUGCCACAACUAUUUGUUAAAAUGAAAUUAAAAAUAAGUGCUUUCA